AUGGGAGGAUCGAAAUCUAAAGCUAUCAAAAAACAUGCCAAGGUGGCAUUUUCAGAUUCUGAACUCGAAAUUCUAGAGGUCUAUUUCGAACUAUUGAAAUGCCAUGAUUCGAUAAACGGAUAUCUGACUCAGAAAUCUAUGGUCCCAGAGUUUACUGAAAACCCUGAUUUCUCAAUCAAACUCUUUAACUGGAUGAGAGAACGCUGCAAGAAUUAGUAGAUAGAUUACAUCAAUUUUGUGAUCACAUUGGAACUCCUCUUAAAAGAAUAAUAAGAAUAUUACUUAAGUGAUUACAAAUUUAGAGUGCUUGAGAAAUUCGAGUUAUUCGCAUUGAUUAGUUUGGGUUGUUUGGAGAAUGAGAAAGAAGCAAUAAAUAGAUUUCAAGUAAGUUACUCAUAAGGAAGUACAGUGAUUAAGGAACUAUUGAAUAUGUAUUAUUUCAACAAGGAAGUUUCAAAUAGCUAAAGAAAUGACUUGGCUGCCAGAAGUGUGGCAAAUUCUAUUUUUGAUUAAAAAGCAUCAUUGCCAUUUAACUAAUUUAUUGGUUAAGCAAAAUAACAAUUAAUUUAUGCUAACAAAAUGUGCAAAUAGUAUUUUACAAAAAAAUUCAUCGACCCUCAACUUAAAUAUGGAAUUCCAGCUUUGACAUCUUCAAGUUUUAUAUUGAAUGAUCAAAUUCUUGCACUGUUAUAAAUGAGUUCACCAGACUUUAAUAGGAUUAAAUAGCUGGAUCUUAAGUUCUCAUCCUCAGUAGGUUAUGAUGAUUUAGAGCAUAUUACAGAGAUUAUAAUAGAGUCUCAAUAACCUUUGCUUUUUAUUUUUAGAAAUCGAGAAGAUGAAACAUAGAAUGAUACUUUUUAAUAAUCGAUCUUUGGUGCAUAUAUUAGUAUUGAUUAAACUAUAGAAACUCAUUUCAUAAGAAAGUAGUAGAAAGAUCCUAUGGGAAUACUCUACAAUCCAAACGAUUAGGUUUCUCUGUAUUUUGGAGAUGAGAAAAGUUUCCUCUUUUCUUUAUUGCCUAAAUAUCAAUUAUUCAUGAGUACUUUUGAUAUUAAAUCUAAAUAAUGUUUCGGAUAUAUAAAUAGCAGAGCCUUCAAUUUGAAAGUGCCUCAACCAUAUGGUCUAGGUUUUGGAGGGGAUGGCAAAGGAAAUUUUAGAAUUUGGAUUGAUGAAAACCUUAAAGGAAGUGCAACAAAUCGUAUCAACAAUUAAUGCGAUUAAACUUACGAAAUGGGUUAUUUGUUGGAGCCACACAUAGAAUUUUUAAAUUUAACCUCUAUUGAGAUUUGGGGAGCUGUCUUUGAAGAAAAGGAAACAAGACCUUCUAAUCAAAAUAAAUUCAGAAGUUGAUUUAAAAAUUGAUCUAAAAAUUAUAAAAGUUAUAUAAUGUAUCUAUGGAAAUUAUAUAAAAAAUUUCAUGAAUAAUUAACAUGCAUCUAUUUUUAAAUUUAUAAAUAU
Messenger RNA from Paramecium tetraurelia, 1458 nucleotides. RefSeq lists its product as uncharacterized. The transcript has 6 exons. NCBI's taxonomy places the organism in Eukaryota, Ciliophora, Oligohymenophorea, Peniculida, Parameciidae. The record is from RefSeq and is a predicted model, not a curated record.